Messenger RNA from Oppia nitens, 608 nucleotides. RefSeq names its product actinia tenebrosa protease inhibitors-like. The record is from RefSeq and is a predicted model, not a curated record. Gene Ontology annotation, molecular function: serine-type endopeptidase inhibitor activity. The transcript is spliced from 4 exons. Lineage: Eukaryota; Metazoa; Arthropoda; Arachnida; Sarcoptiformes; Oppiidae. Bases 15 to 566 code for a protein of 183 amino acids.
GAAUAUCACGGCUAAUGGUGAACACAAUUAUGUCGCAAAAAUCAUAUAACAUUUUAUUUUCAGUAUUUUGUUUAAUAUUAUUAUUUAUAGAAAUAAUUGAUGGCCAUCCAAAUUGCUCAUUGAAAGAGGACCCGGGUGAAUGUGAUGGCUAUAAYCCUAUGUAUGCCUAUGACAAGUCAGCAAAUGAAUGCAAAAUAUUUUUUUAUACCGGGUGUGGGGGUAAUGAUAAUAGAUUUGAUAGCAAACUCAAGUGUGAGUACUAUUGUAUCGAUAACUCGAGCGAUCAAAAUCUUAAAAUGUCAGCAAUAGGACAAAGUGAUGACCAAAAUGAAAUGAAACCGGUUUUGAAUCAAACCAAAGAAGAAUGUUUGCUUCCAGCCGUUGAAGGUCUUUGUCGAGGAUUACUCUAUCGAUGGUAUUACAGUCCAAAAGAUAAUAAAUGUCUUGAGUUUGAUUACGGCGGAUGUAAAGGCAAUCGCAAUAACUUUGAACUCGAAGAACAUUGUCUCGAGACCUGUCAGAAGUACUUCAAACCAAAUCUAACUAAAAACGAAACUAAAUUAUAAUAUAAUCUAUAAGUAUUYAUAACUUAUAAGUAUAAUACAGUA